Molecule: messenger RNA, 624 nt
Organism: Phyllostomus discolor (pale spear-nosed bat)
Lineage: Eukaryota; Metazoa; Chordata; Mammalia; Chiroptera; Phyllostomidae
Product: serum amyloid A protein-like
Exons: 4
Coding region: 99-491 (130 amino acids)
Cellular component (GO): extracellular region
Source: RefSeq, a predicted model, not a curated record
CCACCACUAAUGCAUCAGUAUAUAUACAGCCCCAGGCACAGCUCCCAGGCAGGCAGCUCAGCUUCACCAGGAGUCUCUGCAGGACCGGACAGCCAAGGAUGAAGCUUUCCACCGUCAUCAUUUUCUGCUCCCUGGUGCUGGGUGUCAGCACCCAAGGGUGGGGAACGUUCCUCAGGGAAGCUGCUCAAGGGGCUGGAGACAUGUGGAGAGCCUACUCGGACAUGAUAGAAGCCAAUUACAUAGGUGCAGAUAAAUACUUCCACGCCCGGGGGAACUUUGAAGCUGCCCAGAGGGGCCCUGGAGGUGUCUGGGCUGCUAAAGUGAUCAGCGACGCCAGAGAGCAGUCUCAGAGAGUCACAGACCUUUUCGAGUAUGGAGACAGCGGCCAUGGACAGGCGGACUCGGAGGCUGACCAGUUUGCCAACUGGUGGGGCCGGAGCGGCAGAGACCCCAAUUUCUUCAGACCCAGGGGCCUGCCCGACAAGUACUGACUCCCUCUCUGUGCUCCCAGGACAGGGGCUGUGAGGCUCCUGAAGGCAGGGACACCGAGUCAUUGAGUUCUACACCCCUUUUUUCUGACUGAGGGCACCUAAUGGGUGUGUAAUAAAUGCUUACAAGUUUGAA